AAAGAGUCGAUGCCAUUAAUUUCACCUCCAAACCUAUAUAAUGUAGUAUUUCAAAAUAUUGAUAAUGAACUUUGCACUUAUAUAACUUUUGCAAUAGUCAAAAAAAUUAAAGAACAGAUAAAUCACAGCUUUUUAUAUUAUGCGAUACAAAUAGAACCAGAUAGGCUAGUCACUAAUAUUGAGGUUUUAUGUGAUACCAAUUGCAUUGAAGAGGUUUUUGAUUUGCUACAAACCUAUGCCAAUGAUAUUCUUAGUGAAGUUUAUGAUCAACUAAUUUCAGCUUGGAAAAUACCCACUGUAUCAAGUGAAAUUAAUAGAUUAACAAAAGAGAGCCAAGAAAUUGCUCAGCAGCAUUUGAGUGCCAAGCAACAAUUUGCUAAAGUAUUUGAGAUCAAUAUGAUUCUUAAUACUAAUAAUUGUAGAUCUAGAGAUACGAGUAUUGUAAUUAAUAAUACUAUUCAAGAUGAGAAUACUUUGAAUAAUACUUUGAAUAAUGAAUCGAAUUCUUCAAAUGAAGCAAAAUUUGAUACUAACGAAGUAAAAAAAAGAAAAGGUUCAAAUAUUAGCAUUGAAAAUUCUUUAACUAAAUGUCAUAAAGGUUGGCCACCAGGAGCACAAAGAAUUCUUAGUAGCAUUGAAGUAAAUCAACAAUCACGAUCAGCUACAAAGAUACGAAGUAUUAAAUGUGCAUAUUGUAACAAAACUGGUCAUAAUAUUAGAAGCUAUAAGAUAAAAUCUUCUGAUGAGAUUAAAGAUUAA
Racocetra persica is the source of this 759-nucleotide messenger RNA. The record is from the annotation of a GenBank genome assembly. Lineage: Eukaryota; Fungi; Glomeromycota; Glomeromycetes; Diversisporales; Gigasporaceae.